AUGUGGAGGCUAAUCAUCAUCAUCAUCAUCAUCAUCACAAGCACAACAUCUAUACAUCUAUUUUUCAAUUCCUUCUCUCUCCAACUACUUCAACCCAACCCCCACAAAACAAACACCCUCGAAUCGAAGCUUCCGUCAUUCGACCCUGCCCACUGCACACCCCAGACCCAACAAACCCGUUUGAAAAAAAAAAACCCCCGCGCGCAAUACAAAACCCACAUUGUCCGCCCCUAA
Messenger RNA from Plenodomus lingam JN3, 234 nucleotides. Lineage: Eukaryota; Fungi; Ascomycota; Dothideomycetes; Pleosporales; Leptosphaeriaceae. The record is from RefSeq and is a predicted model, not a curated record.